UGGGGUUCGGGGACCUUGGGGAGCUGGGGUUAGCCGAGGACGGGCAGCGGGGCGGGGUGGUGAAGGGGAGGUGAGCACUAGGGUGCCCGCCCUGCGGAAGUUAGGAAUCUGGACGUUCACCUUUUCCCGAAAAACGAAGCCAUUCGGGUGCCAGACCCCGGACGGCGCUGAGGAGGGGGACAGGGGUAAGGCAGUCUGCCCUCCCUGGCUAAAUGCCCCUGUCUGCCCCACACAAAACCUGGCCUUGAUCUGGGCAGGUCCCGGAAAAAGGAGGGUGGAAACUCCCCUCCCGCAGCCAGGCGUGGGGGGCGGCGGGCGGGAUGGAGUUCGCUUGCCUCGGCCCCGACGCUGAUGUGGGCGUUUCCUGUGCCCCCCCGGACCUUGACCCGGAGCUCCGGAGCCCUUCCUGUGACCCCUGUCCUCCUCCCUCAGAGCCGUGGGCACCUGGUUCCAGCGCACCUGCCUUCGCUCCUCCUCGUCCUCGCUCUGGUCCCGAGCAGUGCGUCGUGGCAGGCCGGUCCCCGCCGCGGGCGGAGUCUCCAGCAGCGUUCUCCCAGUUCUCGUCCCCCUGGCGGGAUCGGGUUCCCUCCCUCAGUUGUUGUGGAGCAGGUGCAGGCCGGGUCCCAAGAAGCGGAGUCCACUUUCAGGUGGGGACCAGGACCUGUGACCGGGCCAGUUGACUUGUCCGCCGAUCCCAGCUGGGCCCGGCCACCCGCGCACAGAAUGCCUGAGGGCCCCGAGCUGCAUCUGGCCAGCCGCUUCCUGAACGAGGCGUGCAGGGGGUUGGUGUUUGGCGGGUGUGUGGAGAAGUCACCCGUCAGCCGCAACCCUGAGGUGCCCUUUGAGAGCAGUGCGUACUGCAUCUCAUCCUCGGCCCGUGGCAAGGAGCUGCGCCUGACCCUGAGCCCCCUGCCUGGGGCCGAGCCCCCACGGGGGCCACUGGCCCUGGUCUUCCGAUUCGGCAUGUCUGGCUCCUUCCAGCUGGCGCCCCGGGAUGCGCUGCCAGCCCACGCCCACCUGCGCUUUUACACAGCUCCCCCCGGCCCCCCACUCGCCCUCUGCUUCGUGGACAUCCGCCGCUUUGGCCACUGGGACCUCGGAGGCGAGUGGCAGCCCGGCCGCGGGCCUUGUGUCUUGCUGGAGUAUGAGCAGUUCAGGGAGAACGUGUUACGAAACCUAGCGGACAAGGUCUUUGACCAGCCCAUCUGCGAGGCCCUCUUGGACCAGAGGUUCUUCAAUGGCAUUGGCAACUAUCUUCGGGCAGAGAUCCUGUACCGGCUGAGGAUACCCCCCUUCGAGAAGGCCCGCGAGGUUCUGGAGGCGCUGCAGCAGCGCAGGCCGAGCCCGGAGCUGACUCUGAGCCAGAAGAUCAGGGCUAAGCUGCAGAACCCAGACCUGCUGGAACUGUGUCACUCCGUGCCCAAGGAAGUGGUCCAGCUGGGGGGCAAAGGUUACGGGCCGGAGAGCGGAGAGGACGACUUUGCCGCCUUUCGAGCAUGGCUUCAGUGUUACGGCAUGCCCGGCAUGAGCUCCCUGCGGGACCGGCGUGGCCGGACCAUCUGGUUCCAGGGGGAUCCUGGACCCCUGGCACCCAAAGGAGGCAAGUCCCGCAAGAAGAAAUCCAAGGGAGCACAGCAGGGGCCUGAGCACAGAACGGAGGACCCUCUCCUUCCAAGCACGGCCCCUCCCAGGACACGUGGGGCACACAGAGGCCCUCCUGAACAAAGUAGAGUAGAGCAGCCUGAGGGCACCAGCCUCCAGCAGGACCCAGAGGCCCCCCCCCCCGAGUUCCUGAGAAGCUCAGGCCACCGCAGACCCCGAAGGAUCAAAGCUGACACCCCAUCCUUAGAGAAUGAGGGGACGGCAGCCUCCUAGCCAGAGGGCGUCCUUGCUCGCGUCCACCCGCUUUCUCUGCUGAGCCCUUCGGGGCCUGGGCGGCUCACCAGAAGCAGGCUGGAGCUGCUGGGGGCCAGGUGCCCCUGGCCCUGUGGCUGUUCCCUGCACACCUCUGAUGUUUUUAAUUGUACCCCACCUUCCCCAUUUUUUAAGCCCACAUGAAAAAUGCUGUCAUUUUUAAUAAACUAAUACACUUGAA
This is a messenger RNA of Leptonychotes weddellii (Weddell seal), 2095 nucleotides long. NCBI's taxonomy places the organism in Eukaryota, Metazoa, Chordata, Mammalia, Carnivora, Phocidae. The record is from RefSeq and is a predicted model, not a curated record.